AUGGUUAGGUGGAAUGCUAAUGGGGGUGAAGACUUUCCGGUGGCUUCUUGUUAUAAUGGUUAUGCUAAUCUCCGUAAUACUUUUGGUCCUCCUUGUAGAUUUUAUGAGGCUUUUGGGUUAGUGUGGAAAGCGGGGGUGCCGUUUAAGAUUAAGGCUUUUGGAUGGAGGCUUUUGGCGGAUCGGCUUCCAACAAAAGAUCUUUUGAUGAAUAGAGGUAUCCCGACUCCCUUAGCUCUUUUAAAGUGUUCUUUUUGUGGCAUGGAACCGGAGACUAGGGAUCAUUCUUUUUUUGCUUGUAAUUUGGUUAAGAAUAUUUGGAGGGGUAUAGCUUUUUGGACAGGUAAAAGGGUGAUAGAGGAUAAUGAGUGUUUAUCAAGUUUUAUGGAUUGGCGCUUGUUUUGUAAAUCUAUAAAGGUAGAUGAGAAAAAAAUGGAUUUAAUUUGGUUUGCUACGACUUAG
Molecule: messenger RNA, 459 nt
Organism: Vicia villosa (hairy vetch)
Lineage: Eukaryota; Viridiplantae; Streptophyta; Magnoliopsida; Fabales; Fabaceae
Exons: 1
Coding region: 1-459 (152 amino acids)
Source: RefSeq, a predicted model, not a curated record